GCACGGGUACCGCACUUGUAGAAUACAAAGGCAGAGAGAGUGCAAACUUUCAGAUUCAAAUCGCUCCAGUCCCAAAAUCGCUUCUCCGCCUCUCAUCUGCUCCUCCGCCCGAAAUCGCUCCAGUCCAAAUCUUUUGCUCCACGCGGCCACGCCUCUGCUGCAAAUUGCCUCCGCUGCAAAUCGGCUCUGCCUCCGCCCCAAAUCGCCCCAUAGUUCGGUCCGGUCCGGUCAAGGUUGAGAGAACAAGUAAUUUUGGACGUGGGAGCAUAACUAAGAAAUGGCAUCUUCAGAUGAUGAAGGUGAAAUGGUUCCAGAGAAUGUAUCAGACUACGAAUUUAUUUCUGGUGAUAAUGAGUCAAUUUCAUUUGCCUCAUUACCGGUGGAGUGGAAUUCAGGCGAGAUGCAUGAAAAAACAAAUGAUCAGAUCUUUUUGUCUGGCAGAACUGAUAAUGGGCUUCGUAAAAUUUAUAAGCAGGUUAUUGCUUGGAAGUUCGAUCUUUCCUUUGAUAAGCCUGAGAUCUCAGUAUUGUCAGUAGAGAAAAACUGGAUCAAGCUUCUGAAGCCACGAAAACCUUUUGAGGGCAUAAUCAGAACAAUUCUUAUCACAUUGCAACUUCUACACUUUUCAAAGCGGAAUCCUCAGCAAUCACAACAAGCUUUGUGGGAUCAUCUUAAUAGAUGUUUCAGCAUGUUUGAUAAAAGGCCUUCUGAGGAUGAUCUGGUAAACCACUUGUCUUUAAUUAAAGAAGUUGUUAAGCGGGAUGACACGUUGGCGAACUCCAAGAUUGUGAAGCCUCCUUUUAUAAAUGAUAAUUUGGAGGGAUCUGACAAGACUGAUGAAAAUGGGGACGCCGAUAAUCAGCAAGGUUUGGACAAUCCUGAUGACAGUGGAGAUGAUGAUAAGGAUGAUUGUUUUGACUCUGUUUGUGCCAUUUGUGAUAAUGGUGGUAACAUAUUAAUCUGCGACGGCAAGUGUAUGAGGUCGUUCCAUGCAACUGUUGAAGCUGGUGAAGAAUCAGAAUCACACUGUGAAUCUUUGGGUUUUACUGAGGAAGAACUCGAAGCGAUUAAAGAUGUUCCAUUUAUUUGUAAGAAUUGUGAAUAUAAGCAGCAUCAGUGCUUUGCUUGCGGGAAAAUGGGGUCUUCUGAUGAGUCUUCUAGUCCCGAGGUUUUCUGUUGUGUUAAUGGUGCUUGUGGGUACUUCUAUCAUCCUCAUUGUGUUGCAAAACUUCUCCAUCCCGGGAAUGAGGCAGCAGCAGAGGAGCAAAAGCAAAAGAUUGAUGCGGGUGAAAAGUUUGUAUGCCCUGCUCACAGGUGUCAUGUAUGUAAAGAAUUAGAAGCGAGGGAUAUUUAUGAGUUGCAAUUCGCUGUUUGCCGCCGUUGUCCGCAUGUAUACCAUAGAAAAUGUUUGCCAAGGGGGAUUGGACUGGAAGGUGACCCUAACCGAGGAAUUGUACAAAGAGCUUGGGAUGGAUUGAUUAAAAACCGUUUACUAAUUUACUGCUUAGAUCAUGAAAUCGAUCUGGAGCUUUCUACGCCUGUCAGAGACCAUAUCCAAUUUCCAGGUCCCCAGCGCAAGAAAAAGAACAAGGUACCAGUGGAAUAUAGUAUUAAGAAGAAUCAAAUGAAGAAAGGAAGUCUCGGUUUCGGAAAUACUUCGGAGAAGGUAAUACCUGCGAAACCACUAAAAGGACUAUCCAAGGUGUCUUCCGGUUCAAAGCAAGGUGGUAUAUCUAGAAGAAGAGCGGAGGAACCGCUUGCUGGAAGGACUAUCAAAAUGCAAAGAGCUACAAAUAAGAAUGAUGUGGGGAAGCUGAAGGGACAUAUGAUUAAUGAAAGGGAGAUGUCUCUAGGAAACAAGUUAUAUUCAACCUUUUAUGCAAUGGAUUCUGAAAUAGACAAAGUCUGUGAAGGGGCUGGUGUUCAUGGUGGAGAUGAGAAAACUCAGGCUAAGCCUACAGCCAGGAGAAUAGAUAAUCCUUUCACUAUUGAUGCUGAUACCAAAAAAAGAAUAUUUAAAUUGAUGAAGGAUGCUUCAUCGUCAUUGACGCUUGAACAAGUUAAAGAAAAGUAUAAAUCACCAUCAACACAUACUCACAAUUCAAAUUUUUCUGUGGACAAUGUUACAUUGGGAAAGGUGGAGGGUUCUAUUCAGUCUUUACGUGCUGCAUUGAAAACAUUAGAAGGAGGAGGCAGUAUUCAGGAUGCCAGAAUGAUUUGUGGGAAUGAUCUUCUCGUCCAGAUGUCGAGAUGGAAGGAUAAGAUGAAAGUGUAUCUUGCUCCAUUUCUAUAUGGCAUGCGCUAUACAUCAUUUGGUCGCCAUUUCACUAAAUUGGAUAAGCUAAAAGAGAUAGCUGAUAUGCUCCAUUCCUAUGUUCAAGAUGGUGACAUGCUUGUUGAUUUUUGUUGCGGUUCAAAUGAUUUCAGCUGCGUUAUGAAAAAGAAACUUGACGAAAUGGGGAAGAACUGCUCAUUCAAAAACUACGAUAUCCUACAGCCAAAGAAUGAUUUUAAUUUUGAGCAAAGAGACUGGAUGCAAGUGAGACCAGAUGAGUUGCCAAAUGGGUCGCAGCUGAUCAUGGGCCUGAACCCACCUUUUGGAGUCAAUGCAUCGCUUGCCAACAAAUUUAUUAAUAAAGCUCUCGAGUUCAAACCGAAGUUACUAAUCCUCAUUGUUCCAAGAGAGACUGAGCGGUUAGACGCAAAAGAGUGUCGAUAUAACCUGAUUUGGGAGGAUGAUCAGAUGUUUGCUGGCAAGGCAUUUUAUCUGCCUGGAUCUGUCGAUGUAAAUGACAAACAAAUCGAGGACUGGAACGUGAAUGCACCUGUUCUUUAUCUCUGGAGUCAUCCAAGUUGGACCUCCAAGCACAAGGCCAUUGCCGAGCAGCAAAGAAAGCUUAAGUUGGAGGAGAAUCAUAAAGAUAAUCAAGUCCCUAAUCCUACCAUGGAACUUCAUGAUCUUGGCAAGUCUCUUGUGAUGAUUAAAGCUGAAGCUCCAGUUAAUAAUCCCGAAAAUAUUGGACCUGCAGAUAAGGUAACGGCAAGCAACCAGGAGAAUGCACCAGUUGAUAAAACAUCAGACAAGAAUAACCGGGAAAGAAAUACCAACAGGCGAGGAGGAGCUAAAAACAAAAGGAAAAAUCGACCAGAUAGCAUGUCCCGUGAGGAGGACGCGAACGCCAGAAAACGCCACGUGUCGCCGAAUUUGGCCAAUCGCAGAUCACUCGAGAGAAUUUCGCCCAAUCUUCCUGAAUAUCCGCAGCAAAUUUACUCGGGAAGGCAACAGUCAAAUUUCCCUACCUACCAUCAGCCUUAUCCUCAGGAUGCUGCCACUGUGUACAACGGUAACGAGACAUUGGAUGAUGUGGUGAGGAGGUACAGCUUGAGCAGUGUCGCUGGCCCAAGCCCGAGCCCCAGCCCAAGGCCCGAUUAUGGUUACCCUUACGGGUCUCGGUACAUGAAUGAGGAGCCCAAUUUGUUGGGUCAAAGGGGCUCUUUUCAUCCGUCAUCUUAUGCGGGCCCCGAGUUCCCGUCUGCUUUCGGGCAGGCGAAUCCAGCUGGCAAUCCUACAUCUGCAAUGCAGAGGUACGCGUCUCGUCUGGACGAGAUGAAUCACGGUCAGGCGACGGGAAUGUAUCAUCCUCGUGGUGCGAGGCCGGCAUCGUCUCAACCGGGAUCUUUGGGUUUUGCGCCAGGCCCAUAUCGCUCUUAUUCGCAGAGCAACUCCGGAUGGCUUAAUGAGUAGACGUGUGUUAUUGCAUGUGUGGGUGGUGUGUUAUGGGGCUUUUUGGGGAACUUGGUUCUGUAUAUAAAUAAAUUUUAGUGGUAGGGUGUAGUGAACUUUAUUUUUGGUUGGAUUUUAUACUUUUUUUUUUUAUUGGUAAAUGUUAGAUUUUCUACUUUUUGAUACUUGACGUGAUUGCAUUUUGUUUUGAACUCGAAGCAUGUAAAUAGAUAAUUUAUCUAGAUAAUUUAUCUAAUCCUUGUGCUCAAGUAUGUGCUUGAAUUUGUUAGAUUGUUGAGAAUUUGAUAGGUGGCCAGGUGUAAAUGAGCCGAACUUGAGCUCAUGUUAUUCGACGAGCUUAUA
Messenger RNA from Striga asiatica, 4087 nucleotides. Lineage: Eukaryota; Viridiplantae; Streptophyta; Magnoliopsida; Lamiales; Orobanchaceae. The record is from the annotation of a GenBank genome assembly.